UGGCAUUGUUACAAAAUUUCACUUGUAAGCCUAUUAGAUAAUCCAAUGAAAUGAACAAUCCUUGGCGGGAAAUCGGCUUCAUCAGCAGGCCGAAGAAACAUUUAAAAGUCAUUCGGCUCAAGAAACGCAUUGCAAGGCGCAGGAAAAUCUUUAAGCAAAGACAAAAGGACUUGAUAGAGCUUCAUUUAAGGAAUCGUAUCAAGUAUUUAAUUAUCGAACAUCUGGAGUACAGGCUGGCAGAUAUUAAAACCAAGAAGAAAACACAGAUAAGCUUAAAGGAGAAUAAAACCAAAUGAUCAGGCCAAUACAUUUUUUGA
Messenger RNA from Drosophila suzukii, 317 nucleotides. The record is from RefSeq and is a predicted model, not a curated record. NCBI's taxonomy places the organism in Eukaryota, Metazoa, Arthropoda, Insecta, Diptera, Drosophilidae.